Rotaria sordida is the source of this 987-nucleotide messenger RNA. NCBI's taxonomy places the organism in Eukaryota, Metazoa, Rotifera, Eurotatoria, Philodinida, Philodinidae. The record is from the annotation of a GenBank genome assembly.
AUGGAUAAUAUGUUUAAUGAUUUAGAAAUUGAUAUGUCUUCAAAUAUUCCACGUGAUUUAAAUAAAAAAAUGAGAAAACAUAAACAGUUUGGUUCUUUAAUGGAAUUUCAUGUAACAAAAAGUAAUUCGAAUGAUGUACUUCGAAAUUCUGAAGAUGAGUUAUUUAUACCUCAUCGAAAAAUAUCGAUCACUAAACUGCAUUCAUCUCGAUAUCUUCGUCUUAGAAAUUAUUCCCAACAUAUUCUUUCUUUUAGUUUUCUUUGUAUUUUUAUGAUUGUUUGUUUUAGUUUGACCUAUACAAAUAUUGAAUUGAAGAAUGAAGUUCACAGUCUUUCGUCACGUAUAAAUGAAGUCGAAAAGAAAUCUUUGAAAAUGGAAUUAAAUAAUAUUUUACCAUCAAUUGAACAAAUAAAAACACGUAUUAAUUUUCUUGAAAAUUGGAAUUUUUCAUUUGUUUAUAAUCAAUUACAAAAAUUACAAGUUCAAAUAUUAUUAAAUAAGAAUAAUUUUGUCUCAUCUAACUUGCAAAAAAUUGAAUAUAAAUCAACAUAUUUUCCUAAAAAAUCCAAUGAAUUGGAUAAUUUAAAUCAAGAAACAAAAAUUCGAUUAGAAAAUAUGAUGCAUAAAAAUAUAGUUAGAUUAUAUGAACAGUUCAAUUCUCUUCGGAAUGAAAUUCAAAGUUUCCAUCAACAUAUCAAAAUACAAGAAUUGUUAAAACGUUUCGAACAAUUGACUAAUCUUAUACAUAAUUCAUCUGAUGAAACAUUAAUUAUUCUAAAUGAAUUCCAGUUUGAUCUUGAUAAAUUACAAAAUCAAAUAGAUGAAUGCAAAUGUUCAAAAGAACCAAUUAGUCUAAGAGCAUCGGUUGUUGAUGCAGAUGAAUUACAGCCAAAUAUCGUUACCAAACCAUAUAUCAUUGAUUUUUCUUCUACACAAAUGGCUAAAAAACCUUUUAAAAAGAUGAAUGAUGAAAAUAAACAAAUUUAG